AUGAAAACUACCUUGGUUCUUUUGGCUCUUGUCGCCGUCGCUGCUUCCGCUGUCAUCCCAGCUCAACAAUUGAACAGUGCCAACUGUUUGAUGUGCGAACUUGUUGUCAAGCUCGCUGAAAACCCAGCUGAUCGUGAAGCUCACAUCAUUGAACAAAAAUUCGACGCUGAAUGCAAAAAAGUUAUCCCAAUUCCAUUUGUUGAGAAGAGAUGUGAAGCUUACGGAAACUCCAAGAUUGACGUUAUCAUCAAUGUAAGUCUGGCUGGUUCGGAGAAGUUGAACUAGAUUAUUAAUGUAUUGUUUUCAGGAACUCGAAGGAGGUACCGCCCCAGAAGACGUCUGCACCAAGCUCAAGGAAUGUUAA
Molecule: messenger RNA, 364 nt
Organism: Caenorhabditis angaria
Lineage: Eukaryota; Metazoa; Nematoda; Chromadorea; Rhabditida; Rhabditidae
Source: the annotation of a GenBank genome assembly